This is a messenger RNA of Capronia coronata CBS 617.96, 1197 nucleotides long. Its product is annotated as branched-chain amino acid aminotransferase. NCBI's taxonomy places the organism in Eukaryota, Fungi, Ascomycota, Eurotiomycetes, Chaetothyriales, Herpotrichiellaceae. The transcript has a single exon. Gene Ontology annotation, biological process: branched-chain amino acid metabolic process. The record is from RefSeq and is a predicted model, not a curated record. Gene Ontology annotation, molecular function: branched-chain-amino-acid:2-oxoglutarate transaminase activity. Bases 1 to 1197 code for a protein of 398 amino acids.
AUGGCACCUCCACCACCUCUGGCCAACAUAGACUGGUCCAAACUAGGACUCACCGUCAACGACAGCGUCAACGGCCACAUCGAAGCAACCUUCUCACUCGACACGAACAGCUGGUCAUCGCCACGGUUCGUGGCUGACCCCUGGCUGCGCGUACACGGGCUAUCCCCCGGGCUGAACUACGGGAUGCAAGCGUACGAAGGACUCAAAGCGGUACGCACGCCAUCGAACAAAAUCACCAUCUUCCGGCCGUCAUUCCACGCCAAACGCAUGAGACAUUCGGCCGAGACGGUGUCGAUGCCGCCCGUGCCAGAGGAGCUGUUCAUGCAAUGCAUCAACGAAGCCGUACAGGGCAACGCCGGGUUUGUCGGCCCCGCGUCGUCCAAUGCGGUGCUGUACAUCCGGCCCGUGCUGUUCGCGUCGGGCCCGCAGCUGGCGCUCGAGGCGCCCUCGACCUUCACGUUCGCCGUGUACGUGCAGCCGGCGACGACGUACCACGGCGUGCAGCCCCUGCCGUGUCUGAUCCUAGAGCAGUUCGACCGGGCCGCGACCCGGGGCACCGGCCACGCCAAGAUCGGCGGCAACUAUGCGCCCGCCAUGAAGUAUUCGCGCGAAGCCAAGCAGAAGGGGUUCUACAUGACGCUGCAUCUCGACUCGGCUACGCAGAGCUACAUUGACGAGUUCAGCACGUCGGGAUUCAUUGGUGUAUUAACCAAAAAAGAAGAAGAUACCGAAACUGGUAUUUCGCAAGAGAACCCUACUACCACCACUCUAGUCGUUCCAGACUCAAAACAGGUCAUUGACUCCGUCACAAGCGACAGUAUCCAAACCAUCGCCAAAUCGCUGGGUUACAAGGUGGAAAAACGCCCCAUUCACUACACCGAGCUGGCCCACUUCAGUGAAGUCCUCGCCGUGGGCACCGCCGCUAGUGUAUUGCCCAUCGCCGCCAUCGUGCGCGAGAGCACGGGUGACAAGUUCGUCUACUGUCCCGCGGGCAAGCCUGGGCCGGCGGCCGUGGAGCUGGGUGCCAGAAUCACCGCCUGUAUUCGCGGAAAGGUGGAGGAUCAGUAUGGCUGGCUGUACGAGGUGCCUUUCCCGGAGAAGAAGAAGGAAGCUCCGCCGAAGCUCAAUAUGUUGUCUAUCAAUGGAAUCCAAGGGCCGAGUGAGGAGGAGUUGAGGAUGUUGACCAGUCCCAUCUAG